Molecule: messenger RNA, 1285 nt
Organism: Etheostoma spectabile (orangethroat darter)
Lineage: Eukaryota; Metazoa; Chordata; Actinopteri; Perciformes; Percidae
Product: protocadherin beta-15
Exons: 1
Coding region: 95-1285 (396 amino acids)
Biological process (GO): homophilic cell-cell adhesion
Cellular component (GO): plasma membrane
Molecular function (GO): calcium ion binding
Source: RefSeq, a predicted model, not a curated record
GACGAUACAAAAGGCCUGCUUUGUGAAUGUUAUUUGGAUUGUUUAAAACGAGGAAUAAAUCUGUCAUCGCUUUGAACGAAUUGGCCAGGGAAGGAUGAACGCCAGGUCAUUCAUGGGAAAUACAGUUCACAGAGGAUUUUCUCGGAAUCGCUAUUGCGUUAUUUUCCUUUUCAUCAGCCUACAUUUCACGUAUGGAGAUGUGAGCUACUCAGUUGCUGAGGAGAUGAAACGCGGGUCUGUAAUUGGAAAUAUAGCCAAAGAUCUGGGCAUCGGGAUUGCCACACUUUCCUCGCGUAAAGCUCGCAUUGACACGGACAGGAAUGACAAGCGGUAUUGUGAUAUUAAUCUGAGCACUGGAGAUUUGAUUGUUACUGACAGGAUCGACAGGGAAGGUCUUUGUGGUAAGAAGGCGACGUGCGUUAUAAAAGAGGAGCUUGUUUUGGAAAACCCUUUAGAGCUUCAUCGUAUCAGUGUUCAUGUGCAAGAUAUAAACGACAACGCUCCACAGUUUAGCGAGGACAUGAUUUCAUUUGAAAUAACAGAAUCAGCAGCCAAAGGAGCUAGAUUCUUACUCACUGAAGCCCACGAUUUAGAUAUCGGUACAAAUACUGUACAGCGAUAUAAUUUACAAAAUAAUGAUCAUUUCACAAUUAAUAUUAAUACAGAGGGAAGUGGGCGGAAACACUCUGAAUUGGUUUUGGUAAAAGAAUUAGACCGAGAGCAAGAAAAGGAACUGAAAUUUGUUCUUACAGCUGUAGAUGGCGGCUCCCCUCAGAGAUCAGGUACAGCAAUAAUUCACGUCACUGUACUGGAUGCUAAUGAUAACGCCCCAGUUUUUAGCCAGGUGGUUUAUAAAGCCAGUCUGCCUGAGAACUCUCCUGUAGAUACUGUAGUGGUCACAGUGAGUGCUACUGAUGCAGACGAGGGACCCAAUGGGGAUAUUACGUACAAUUUUGAUCAUGCAACUGAUGAACAAGUUUGUUUGUUCUCACUUGAUCAAAAGACAGGAGAGAUUAAAGUCAAAGGUUCUAUCGAUUAUGAAACUCAGACUUCCAUUGAAUUGCGAAUAAGAGCAAAAGACGGACCAGGUCUCACCUCUUAUUGUACAGUAACUAUAGAUAUAACAGAUGUCAAUGACAAUGCACCUGCUAUUAGUUUGAAAGCACUGACUAACCCCAUACCUGAGAACGUGUCACCUGGUACAGAGGUGGGCAUCAUUAACGUGAGGACAGACUCUGAGAUAACAGAAGGCCCUCUGCUCCAUUCAGCAAACGACUCCCUUUAA